Drepanopeziza brunnea f. sp. 'multigermtubi' MB_m1 is the source of this 1587-nucleotide messenger RNA. RefSeq lists its product as uncharacterized. The record is from RefSeq and is a predicted model, not a curated record. Lineage: Eukaryota; Fungi; Ascomycota; Leotiomycetes; Helotiales; Drepanopezizaceae.
AUGGCUUCUACAGGCUCCAACGAAAGCUCCCCUCUUCUUUCUACAACGACGCCCAGCUCGACCGAAGCACAACGAAAAGCUCGAAAUGUAACCUUCAACCCGAAACCUUCGGUGAUAUCGAUCGACAGUGACACAAACGCUGCUCCUCGCCCAAGCACCGCAAUACCAUCCUCCCUCCUCCCCGGAAAUGCCUCCGCCGCAGCACAGCAACCCAUGCUCUCGGCGCUGAACAGCAGGAUCCGUCGCAGAAAUAGCUCGGGCUCCCCUCUUAUGCCUAUGCCGAACGUUCCAGUAUCCAAAAUAGGCCCACAGAGAACUUCGAAAAAUACAGAGAAGCUCAAGCUUCUUCCUAACCCCGAGUUUGGUGACGAUGGCCCCGAUGAAGAGAGCGGUAGGGAUGUGUAUUCGCAAUAUACACGGAUCAAAGACCCGACUGCAAGACGAGACGCUGCUAGGUUGGGGAAGGCAGACCGCGAUCGGUUACCAAGGGUUACGGCCUAUUGUACAGCGAGUAAAUACCAGCUGGAUAAUCUGAUGCGCUUCUUGAAAGGACGGGGCAAAACGAAGGGCGCAAACCCGAAGCAGUUCGAUGAAUGCAUAUACACACCGUAUAGCUAUGGCAGGACCCAAGACCGUACGUCGAGCAGGAAAAUGGAUGUACAGUCUCUGCCGGCGCAGAUGCGAGAGAGGAGACAUUCGGAUAGCGCUAUUCAGGCGGAAGAGAACAAAUCGCAUCGCAGGGAGAAUCUGACUGACCUACAUACCGAAGGUGGAGAUGUCACUCUCAGUAAUGGCGAUGGCGAUAUCCCAAAUUUACAUUCUGCGAUGGUGGAAAGACAAAUGCAAGACGAAACGAUCGCUACGGAAAGCAACUUAGAUUUCGACACGCAGAUCCAUACUCCGGAGAUCUUCCUCUUCGACUACGGCGUAGUAGUAAUCUGGGGCAUGUCGUUACAGAACGAGCAGCGGUUCCUGAAAGAAAUAGCAAAAUUCGAGAGCGAGAAGCUGGCUGCAGACGACGUGGAGACGGAGUGCUUCAAUUUCUACUACACGCGGGAGUACCAGGCCCGGAUAUACAAUGAUUUCAUCACGCUACGAGAGAAGGGGAAUUACAUGACCAAACUUGCCAUCUCGCACGCCUUGGCGCAGAGUGUAAAGACAUCCCUUUUCGAAGAGCUCGUCGACCACACCAUUGAAACCUGCAAAGAUAUCCCCACGCAAAUCGCCCUCACCGGCACAAUCGCCCUCAACCGCAAGCAGAUUAACAUGCAAAUCGGAGAGCUCUUCAUCCUACGUAUCAGUAUUCAUCUCAACGGCUCCGUCCUCGACACGCCCGAGCUCUUCUGGACAGAGCCGCAGCUGGAACCUGUGUACCAAGCUGUCAGGAGCUAUCUGGAGAUGGAUCAGCGGGUGAGUCUUUUGACAGAACGACUGGAUGUUAUUGCGGACUUGCUAGCCGUGCUGAAGGAUCAGUUGAGUCACGGACAUGGGGAGAUGUUAGAGUGGAUUGUUAUCGUACUCAUCGCCGCCGAGAUCGUAGUCGCCGCCGUGAACAUCGUUGUGGAUCUCUACGCAGGAGUCGACUGA